Molecule: messenger RNA, 1143 nt
Organism: Pisolithus orientalis
Lineage: Eukaryota; Fungi; Basidiomycota; Agaricomycetes; Boletales; Pisolithaceae
Product: kinase-like domain-containing protein
Exons: 5
Coding region: 90-920 (276 amino acids)
Biological process (GO): protein phosphorylation
Molecular function (GO): ATP binding; protein kinase activity
Source: RefSeq, a predicted model, not a curated record
UCUCUCCCGAAGGGGAGGUCCCCCAGUCCUUCGUAUAUAGGGUAUGGAGUACCGAGGGUUGCUGAUGGCGCUAAACUCCUCUGCCUACCAUGGUGUUAUUGGACUCGAAAUCUGCGCUGAAGUCAUUGUCUGAACAGGCUCCCCGGUAUACAGUCGUCCUUAAUGGCAGGAUUGACGGAGAUACCACCCGACGUCCACUUGUCGGUGAAUCUGCGGACGUGUACGAGGGGACUUUGCGACCAGCGGGCGUGAAGGUUGCAGUGAAGACCAUUCAUGCUUACCCUCCUGCCACUCAGGAGGCUAUCGAGCGCGUUCUACGAGAAGUACAUUUGUGGUCGAAUCUCCGUCACGAAAACAUACAGCUGCUGCUCGGAAUCUCUACCGAUUUCAACCUUACCGUCUCCUUAAUUCAUCCUUGGAUUGAAAAAGGAAAUGCGUACAACUAUGUCCAGAAUAGUUUAGUUGACCCUCGCCCUUUGCUGCUUGGGAUCGCGAACGGGUUGCAUUACCUGCACAAUCAUGAGUUUGGUCCUAUUGUGCAUGGAGGCCCCAGAGGGUCCAAUGUCCUCAUCUCUGACGACGGGCAGGCUCUCCUGAUCGAUUUUAGUCUCAUGUCGCUCGUCAACUCGACAUUUGGAUUGCCUGUCAGUGUUUCCCGCAUGGCGGCAAUAAAUUGGACAGCACCCGAAUGUCUAGAAGGACCAAAGGCCGCGGUAGAACAAGAUAUCUGGUCCUAUGGCAUGACAGCCUUGCGCAUUAUGGCGGGACCACCAGACAGGCCAAAUGCACAGUCUACACAUUCCCGUUUAACGGAUGAGUGGUGGGAAAUAUGUAUGUCGUGUUGGAACCGCGAUCCGUCCGCACGUCCAGGCAUCGCGGAUAUCGCUACAAGGAUUGCUGCAAAAUCAGGAAAGAAGUGAUGACUCUUCCAUUACGUUUCUUCGCCGGCCAUACCAGCGCUCCCCGAAGGUCCUACAAGGACUGCACUGACAGUGAAUAUUGCCUCCGGUGAUUGUUAGAGGGAGAAAGCUUCUGGCCGAGUUGUGGUUUCAUCCUAUGUGAUACAUGGCUUUGUUUGUCUUGCGAAUAUGUAGCUUCUAGCCACUUGAUUUUAGUCGAACUCCGUAGUAUCUCUGAGCUGGA